This is a messenger RNA of Ruditapes philippinarum (Manila clam), 1380 nucleotides long. RefSeq lists its product as uncharacterized. The coding region runs from base 546 to 1289 and encodes 247 amino acids. NCBI's taxonomy places the organism in Eukaryota, Metazoa, Mollusca, Bivalvia, Venerida, Veneridae. Gene Ontology annotation, molecular function: aminoacyl-tRNA deacylase activity. The transcript is spliced from 2 exons. The record is from RefSeq and is a predicted model, not a curated record.
AAACCUGUGGGAAUGAUGAAAUAGUUGUGAAAUAUAAUUGUGAAAUAUCAACUUUCGGUAUAAAUACUGGACAUUUUAAUAUAAUUCAUUCGUGAUUAAAAAAUUUGACUACGAAGAUGGAAUAAAAAGACAUAACAGUAAUCAACUAUUUUACCUGGCAACUGCUCGUUGCUAGGGAAAACUUACAAGUAAUAUCAUUUAAAAUGUAUAGUUGCUAAGCACUAGCAAAUGCAUGGAAAUGAAGAAUUAUGAAAUGUGACAACGGAUAUAUGACAAUGAAGAUUGGAAAUCUUUUUGAAGAAUGAAAAUAUUGUGUUUUAAACAAAUUAAUUAAGAUGAUAAGAUCAGCUUGAUCUUAUCAAGGAAGGACUGGAUAAUGAGGCUGAAUGGAUAGUUGAUCUGUCAAAAGAACUUUGUUUGAGACUUUUACAUUCUUUCAUUAUGAGCACCCCAGUUCUUCGGAGUCUGGGGCAACACUCACCUUCACUACGGCAUCAGGACAACCCUCGUCCCUGCUCCUGCGGGCCCGCCUGGAGUUUCUGGGCAUGGCCAGGAGUGGGGACUUGAACAUCUUCUUGGAAAUAUCAAAUCUAUCUGGACUCUCAAUGGGCAUGAUGAAACCACAGGGCUUGCCAGAUGAUGUGCUUUCUGAUAUAGAUGAUACCAACCAACAAAGCAUGUCAAAUAAAAAUAUAGUAAACCCUGUAACAAACUGUAUGGAACCCAACAGCAGGUCAGUUUUAUCUCAAGAAAAUAUUUCAACAGUCAUAGACAGGUCUUCUUCUGGCAACAUACGCAAAGUAUCAUAUAUCUUCAAUGAAAAUACUAAGAAUGUUAAUAGUCUUCUAGAACAGCACAAAAUUCCUUAUGAAACUGAACUAUACAAGCCGAGAGAGCAACGUCAGACAGUCAGUUCUAAUAUAUUCUAUUGUAAAAAUUUAUUUCUCAAGGACAGAAAAGGACAGUUUUAUUUAGUCAUUUGUCAUGAAGAGUACAACAUAGAUCUUAAACAGCUUCGAAAGACUUUAAAUGCCAACAGAAAUUUCAACUUUGGAACAGCAGACGACAUGAAGGAAAUUCUCGGAACUGAACCAGGGGGUGUCACUCCAUUAGCAUUGAUGAAUCCUACUGCAGCCAAUGUGAAAAUGGUUAUCCACAAAAGUCUAACAAAAGAGGACUCUUCACUGAUGUUUCAUCCUCUAGAUUUAAAGUUAGCAACUAAAAUUACCUUACCAAGUUUACUAAGAUAUUUAAAGUCAUGCAAUCAUACAGUUACCUUUGUUAAAUGAACAAAGACCUCUAUCAUUAAGCAAUACUGUCAUUUAAAUUUCUAUCAAAAUAAAAUUUGAACACAAAAUAUGAAAUAAAUGUAAAAAACUA